Aureobasidium musti is the source of this 864-nucleotide messenger RNA. Lineage: Eukaryota; Fungi; Ascomycota; Dothideomycetes; Dothideales; Saccotheciaceae. The record is from the annotation of a GenBank genome assembly.
AUGCAGAUAGGAGACUAUACCGACUUCUACGCUGGCUUGAACCAUGCCUUUACCGUAGGCGAGCUCUUCCGCGGAGCAGCAAACGCUCUGCAGCCCAACUACAAGCACUUACCAGUGGGAUAUCAUGGGAGAGCCUCGAGCAUCGUCGUAUCAGGAACCCCAGUCCGCCGACCGCUUGGACAGAUACUAGAAGAUCCGACGGCCGAAGUCAAGAAGCCCAUCCUAUCUGCUUGCAGGAAACUUGAUAUGGAGCUCGAACUUGGUGCUUUCAUCUGCAAGAACAACAAGAUGGGUGAGCCAAUUCCUAUUGAUGAGGCCGAAAAUUACAUUUUUGGUGUCGUUCUGCUCAACGAUUGGUCUGCUCGUGAUAUCCAGGCCUGGGACCCUUGGGUUGUGUUGACUGAUGCGCUCGAGCCAUAUCGUACCACUGGUCUGGACAGUGACGUGGAAGUUCUGGAUUAUCUCAAAGAGAAAAGCAAGAAGAAUGUGUUCGAUAUCAAGCUGGAGGUCGUCCUCAAGACUUCUUCGGGUGCAACCACUACGAUCACUCGCACAUCAGGAAAAAAUCUCCUGUUCUCAUUCAACCAGAUGCUGACUCACCACUCGAUCACUGGUUGCCCUAUGCGCGUGGGAGAUAUGCUCGGAUCUGGUACUAUCUCAGGAAAGGAGGCAUCUGAGCGUGGCAGUCUUUUGGAGCAGAACAGAAACAGCAAAACAGUCAUUAAGUUGGAAGGCGGUGAGCAGCGUGUUUUCUUAGAAGAUGGAGACGAGAUAAUCAUCAGCGGACUCUGCAUGGGAGAAGACGGCGUGAGAAUUGGCUUUGGAGAGUGCAAAGGCAAAAUUGUCCCUGCUGUAAGCAUCUAG